This is a messenger RNA of Corapipo altera (White-ruffed manakin), 436 nucleotides long. RefSeq names its product eukaryotic translation initiation factor 5A-1-like. The annotation marks the transcript as partial. The transcript has a single exon. NCBI's taxonomy places the organism in Eukaryota, Metazoa, Chordata, Aves, Passeriformes, Pipridae. The record is from RefSeq and is a predicted model, not a curated record. Gene Ontology annotation, biological process: positive regulation of translational elongation; positive regulation of translational termination. Gene Ontology annotation, molecular function: ribosome binding; translation elongation factor activity; RNA binding.
UGACCCCCCUUUUUUUUUGGGUUUCCCCCCCAGAGAGGCGAUGGCCGACGACCUGGACUUCGAGACGGGGGACGCGGGGGCCUCGGCCACGUUCCCCAUGCAGUGCUCGGCCCUGCGCAAGAACGGCUUCGUCGUCCUCAAGGGCCGCCCCUGCAAGAUCGUGGAGAUGAGCACCUCCAAAACGGGCAAACACGGCCAUGCCAAGGUACCCAGGGACCCCAAAAUAUCCCAAAUGUGUCCCAAAAUAUCCCAAAUGUGUCCCAAAAUAUCCCCUGAGCAGCCACGGCCCCAGAGAAGCAACCACGGCCCUACAGAGACACACCCAGAGCCCAUCCCGGAGCCUUCCCUGGGCUCUGAGCCCACCCCAGACACCCCCUCACACAGCCCUGAUAUCCCCAAAAACAGCCCCAAAACGGGCAAACACGGCCAUGCCAAG